This is a messenger RNA of Gongylonema pulchrum, 420 nucleotides long. NCBI's taxonomy places the organism in Eukaryota, Metazoa, Nematoda, Chromadorea, Rhabditida, Gongylonematidae. The record is from the annotation of a GenBank genome assembly.
AUGCCACCGUGGACGAAUAUGUGGCUAACAUCGGCAAUAGCACUGUCCAUGUCGUUGCAUUUUGUCAUUCUGUAUGUGGAAAUUUUGGCAACAAUCUUCCAGAUUACACCACUCACGUUGACCGAAUGGUUCGCGGUGCUGAAAAUCUCGAUCCCGGUCAUUAUCCUGGAUGAAAUCCUGAAAUUUAUUGCUCGAAACUAUAUCGAUGGUGAGAGUGCUUGCCGUGCUGGUGCUGAUGAUUAUCAAAAGCCAUGCCGUGCGCGUACCAUACGUGCCGUGAUUACCGUAACAGCGCUAACCGGCAUUUUUGUUGGUUAUUUCUACUGGCUACUACGGCCCUAUGUGCCCCAGUUGAUGCAUGCUGUUGGCCGGGCACCCCGGUCGGCGCAGUUUAAUUUUCACACGCAUGAUGAUUUAUGA